AUGUCAGGAAAACUGUCUAAAGCUGAUUGCGACAUUAUUGCACAACAGAAAGACAACAAUCUUGAGUCUGGUCAAUUGGUCGCAAGAAUUUCGGGCAAGACAAGGCCCAGCAAUUACAAGAUGGACGAGUCAAGGUCCAAUAGGAAAUCCAAUGUGAGAAGGAAGAAUGUCAAUAACGAGUCUAGUUCUUCGGCGAAAAGGAGCGAACAGUCCGACAGCGACGACGAUUGGUGGAGUCCUCCUCAAAGGACAUUACAAGUAACCACAGCAGAAAUGAAUCUCAGGUGGGAUCAAUUACAGUGGAAACCACACAAGGACCACUUCUUACGCGGCUCCCAGGAUUGGGGAGUUUAUAAAAAUGACGUGAUGUUCGCUUUGCAGUCGAUAGGGUAUGUUAAAGGGAUCAAAUUAACAAACCUAGAUAAAGCAAAUUUCGGAUCAAUGAUCAGGAGAUCAGUGACCGAUAACCCAAGAAGAAUCAUUGAAGAUUUAAGCAGCGGAUUGGAUAUGAUGAAAUUACUCAACAAGACAUAUCGACAGUCUGGCACAAUACAGGCUGAAAACUUUUUCAAUGACCUAAUAGAGCUGGCUUACGACGGAGGUAACGCCAUUGAUUUCGUGACAAAAUUUAGAGUCUGCGUUAGAGACUUUAAAUCAACUGGUCAGGAGUUAGCUGACAAUAUCACAAUACUUAUAUUCAAACGUGCGGUCGAGAAAAGGGCCCACAGAUGGCAUUAUGAGGCCUCACAUACCUCAAACCAAACAAUGGUCGUUGGAAGAACUGAUCAACAAUUUCAUCUCCAACCACAGUCUCAAGGCUUUUCAUAA
This is a messenger RNA of Blumeria graminis f. sp. triticale, 828 nucleotides long. Lineage: Eukaryota; Fungi; Ascomycota; Leotiomycetes; Helotiales; Erysiphaceae. The record is from the annotation of a GenBank genome assembly.